CAGGAGAAGGCGUUUCCAGACAUCACGUGAUAAAUCAAAAAGGGGAGAGGUUAUUUAUUUGGAGGGAAGGAAACUUCUGGUUUCAUUUUGUACCACAGAACUGACAGUGGGAUGUUUUGAGGACCAAACAGCUCAUUUAUUUAUUGUUCACUUUCACUGUCUUUAGUCUGUAUCUGUCUUUUCUGUUGAGUAAAACAUUUUGCAGCAUUUUACUUUGAGACCUUUGCAGAGCUACACUGUCCAAAUCAUCUUGAGGAAAUAUAAUGGCUGCUUCUACAUUGCUGGACAAACCAUGGAGGGAACUACGAUGGGGAGAGAAGGAGAAGGAACUUCAGUAUGUGAAGGAGUACAAACCUGAAAUUGAAGACGUUAAGCAUCUUCGAGUCCUCAUGUUUGGACAUGUUGGAGCCGGAAAAUCCAGUUUCAUCAACUCCGUCAGUAACGUCCUCCGAGGCCGAAUGUCCAUUCCUGCUUUGACCAGUGCGACCACCUCCGACAGAAGCUUCACCAUAAAAUAUGAAACUUAUAAAAUCCAAGUAGGACGAGGAACUUCAAAGACAUUUCUUCCUCUGGUUUUCAACGACGUCAUGGGUCUGGAAGACGGGAACAACAGUGGGAUUCAUGCUAGCGACAUCACAUUGGCUAUGAAAGGACACGUAAUGGAGGGUCACAAGUUUAACCCAGUAGGCCCACUGACUAAAGGCGAUUAUGGUUACAACCCAAAUCCCUCACUUAAUGACAAGGUUCAUGUCCUGGUCUGUGUGAUGUCUGCCAACGCUUCACAGAUUAAUGCUUCAGUUCUGCAGAAGAUGAAGGAGGUCAGAGAAACAGCCAGUAAACUGGACAUUCCUCAGAUGGCCAUGAUGACCCACAUCGAUGCUGCCUGCGGGGAAAUAGAGAAAGACGUGAAGAAUGUUUACAGAAGCAAACACUUGCAAAAAAAGAUGAAAGACUUCAGUGCAGCAGUGGGAAUCCCUAUGAACUGCAUCUUCCCAGUGAAGAACUACAGCGAAGAAAUCAACAUGAAAAACGAUGUUGACAUCCUGAUCUUGAGUGCCCUGAGGAAAAUGGUUGACUUUGGAGACGACUUCAUUGAGAAACAUUUAAAUUGAUAUUAA
Xiphophorus hellerii (green swordtail) is the source of this 1118-nucleotide messenger RNA. RefSeq names its product interferon-induced protein 44-like. Gene Ontology annotation, biological process: immune response. The transcript is spliced from 8 exons. Lineage: Eukaryota; Metazoa; Chordata; Actinopteri; Cyprinodontiformes; Poeciliidae. The record is from RefSeq and is a predicted model, not a curated record. The coding region runs from base 264 to 1112 and encodes 282 amino acids.